This is a messenger RNA of Diceros bicornis minor, 4596 nucleotides long. RefSeq names its product zinc finger protein 26 (gene ZNF26). Bases 240 to 1826 code for a protein of 528 amino acids. NCBI's taxonomy places the organism in Eukaryota, Metazoa, Chordata, Mammalia, Perissodactyla, Rhinocerotidae. Gene Ontology annotation, molecular function: DNA-binding transcription factor activity, RNA polymerase II-specific; RNA polymerase II cis-regulatory region sequence-specific DNA binding. The transcript has 4 exons. Gene Ontology annotation, biological process: regulation of transcription by RNA polymerase II. The record is from RefSeq and is a predicted model, not a curated record.
GCUUCCCCACCUCGUUAAAGGGUAGCGUCGUCAGUUUGCCUGGCCGGGAUCCGUGCCGUCGUCCUCAAGAUCCUUCUCUCUCUACGUGCCGCGUCGUCUCUCUCAGGACGUCUUCUGGCUCUGUCUUCGUGUGAUGCCCAGAGCACAGCCACUGCUCGUCACCCCAUUGCUCUUGCUCCAGCCCCAGCUACCCUCCUCUUCCCCUGGAACCAGGACCACCCUGCUCCGCAGCGUGCAGAAUGGUCUCAGAUGGAUUAUUGUCAUUCAAGGAUAUAUCUCUGGAGUUCACCUGGGAAGAAUGGCAGUUACUGGAUUCUAUGCAGAAGUACCUAUACAGGAAUGUGAUACUGGAAAACUACAGCAACCUGCUGUCUGUGGGGUAUUGUGGUUCCAAACCUGAUUUAAUCUUCAAGUUGGAGCAAGGAGAAGAGCCGUGCAUAAUAAAUGCCAGCAUUUCCCCUCAGAGCUGUGCAGAGGGUUGGAAAGAAUGGUACCAGAAAAAUCAGGAUGAGCUUGAAAGUGUUGAGAGAAGCUAUGCUUGUAACGCAUUUGGAAAACUUCAUCUGAGCAAAACCCAUGUUUCUUCAAGACAAAGACUCCAUAAGUAUAACACACAUGGAAUAAGUUUCACACAAAACUCAGGUUCAACCAGAAGCUAUCUAAGAAAGAAUCCUGAUAAGGUUCAUGGAUAUGAAGAAUCAUAUUUUCUUAAGCAUCAAAGGGCUCAUAGUAUAGAAAAAAACUGUGUAUGUAAUGAAUGUGGGAAAGCUUUUCGUUGUAAAUCACAGCUCAUUGUACAUCUCAGAAUUCAUACAGGAGAGAGACCUUAUGAAUGCACUAAAUGUGAAAGAGCCUUCAGUGCCAAGUCAAACCUUAAUGCUCAUCAAAGAGUUCACACAGGAGAAAAACCCUACUCAUGUAGUGAAUGUGGGAAAGUCUUCUCUUUUAGGUCACAGCUCAUUGUCCAUCAGGAAAUUCACACAGGAGGGAAACCUUAUGGUUGCAUUGAAUGUGGGAAAGCCUACAGCUGGAAAUCACAGCUUAUUUUACACCAGAGAAGUCAUACGGGAGUGAAACCCUAUGAAUGUAGUGAAUGUGGAAAAGCCUUUAGUUUGAAGUCACCAUUCGUUGUACACCAGAGAACUCACACAGGAGUAAAACCCCAUAAAUGCAAUGAAUGUGGCAAAGCCUUUAGGAGUAAGUCAUACCUCCUCGUUCACAUCAGAAUGCAUACAGGAGAGAAACCCUAUCAGUGCAGUGAUUGUGGGAAAGCCUUCAAUAUGAAGACACAACUUGUUGUACAUCAAGGACUUCACACAGGAAAUAAUCCUUAUCAAUGCAGUGAAUGUGGGAAAGCCUUCGGUAGGAAGGAACAGCUCACUGCACAUCUGAGAGCUCAUGCAGGAGAGAAACCCUAUGGAUGCAGUGAAUGUGGGAAGGCUUUCAGCAGCAAAUCAUACCUCGUUAUACAUAGGAGAACACACACAGGAGAGAGACCCUAUGAAUGUAGUUUCUGUGAGAGAGCCUUUUGUGGGAAAUCGCAGCUAAUUAUACAUCAGAGAACUCACUCAACAGAGAAGCCCUAUGAGUGCAAUGAAUGUGAGAAGGCCUAUCCUAGGAAGGCAUCCCUUCAGAUACACCAGAAAACUCACUCAGGAGAGAAGCCUUUUAAAUGCAAUGAAUGUGGGAAAGCCUUCACUCAGAAAUCGUCUCUCAGUGAACAUCAGAGAGUUCAUACGGGAGAGAAACCAUGGAAAUGCUCUGAAUGUGGGAAAUCCUUCUGUUGGAAUUCAGGGCUUCGUAUACAUCGAAAAACUCACAAGUGAGAGGGGAGGAUGAAGUAGAUGUUAGAAGCAUUCUCACAGAAGUUGAUCCUCAGGAGACUUCAGAUGAUGAUAUAGACAGGAUAUAUAAGCGGAAGUCCGAAAAAUACACUCAUAUCAAAUAAGUCAUAUAGGAGAGAGACCCCUCAUAUUUGGAAUGAAUGAGCAAAAGCUUUCAGAAGUAAGUCAUACAAGUAUUUGUAGAUGACAAUAAUUGAAGGAAUGAGGAGCAAUAACUGGCAGAUGUAGUAGCAUCAUUAAGAUUUAAUUUGGAGAAUUCACACUGAGAACACCUGAUACAUUUAAUAAAUCAGGAAAGCAUUUUCCCAUAGAAAAUGCAUUACGUGAAGAGUCACAUUCCAGAUUUGAAGGUGUGUUUUAGAAUGAAGAAAAUCUUGAUUAUAAAUGGUAGACUUUUUCCAGGUGGAAUAUAAAAUUGCUUUUUAUUUUGAUAUGUAAAUAAAGUAAUGGUCAGGGAAACAACAAGGAACAUAUCCUGAAGGUUAAGGGAUAAUUAGUGUGACUUUCCUGAGUAACACUGAAUAGCAUUUUUUAAAUUUUUGGUAUUUUAUUUUUUAAUAUAACUUGUUAUACAUGUAUUUAAUAGUUUGUGGAAUAACAGCCCCCAAUAUUCUCCAUAUUAAAUGCUAAAUAUCAAUAUCGUCUCUUUAUUUCUUAGCAAUAUAAGGAAACUGUGGUUUUUAAUGAAUGAAAGGAUGUGGUUCUCACUCCAAUGAGUUAUUCAGGAGUCUGCAUAAGUGGGUCUGGCAGUGAGUGCAGGGCUGCUGCUUAAGAGAAAUCGUAAUAAACAUUGAUUGUAUUUUAGCAGUUUAGUGUCUGUUUUCCAUUGAUUGACAGGAGCACCCUAGUUUUCUCUGAAGAAACACCUCCCCUCUGUUGUGUGCAUCCUUGUGGUAGUGUCUUUCAAGGUGUCCUUUCCACUAGCCACAGGUGAGCAUUAUGCCUCUUGUUGGGUAAUGGUAACCUCUUUUCCAGGAUUUUGAGUCUCUAAUUCACACAUGAACCAGAGGGGAAAUGUGGAAACUCGUUUAUUCUUGUCCCAGAAUUCUACUGAGACCUUCAGUUAGUUCCUUCUAUAUUGACUUCCCAGAAUAACUUUGCCAGUCUUCCUCUUGUUUUGCUUGAGGAAGAUUCGCCCUGAGCCGACAUCUGUGCCAGUCUUCCUCGAGUUUGUAUGUGGGUCCCUGCCACAGCAUGGCCGCUGAUGAGUGGUGUAGGUCCACGCCUGGGAAAUGAACCCAGGCUGCCGAAGCGGAGCACACUGAGCUUAGCCACUAGGCCCCGGGACCGUGUUCCCCUCCACCCCCCUGGAAAACUCUGGAUGCCAUCCAUUUUUGAGCCUGGUUUUCUGGCUGCCUAUGUGCUUCCUCAUAUUUCAGUAAGAACUUCUUUUUCUGCUGGAGUUAAGGAGAAUGAGUUUCUGUUUCUUGUAGCCAAAGGGCUUUAAUUGAGAAUUGUUGCUCUGCAAUAGUGUGUAGAUAACAAACUGUUAGAGAAAAGUGGAGUAUGUGGUUUAGAUUUUUUCCUGAGACAAGAAGAAAAUUUUUCAGGUUCUUGUUUAUAUUCCAAGAUGGGAUCUUUUUAGCCCACAGUAUGAAAUAGUGUUAUUGCUUGUGUACACCAAGAACCUUGUGGCCCCUGAUGGUAAGAUUCUGGGAACAUUGAGGAACUAUUACCAUAGAAAAGUUUUAAAUUUAUGAGGAAGUUUGUGACAGGAAAUUAGAUGGCUACUGCUGGUCAUAUCAGCUCAUAGCAAUGACAGACUUGAAGCCCUGAAAUCUCAUCUCAAGGCGGAGUAUUAAACUCAGCAGCUCUCUGUGACGUUGCUGAAAUCAUUGCUUACUCAUGGCUGUAGGGUUGAGAUGGUGGAAAUCGAAUAUAUAUUUGGCUUGCUGAGUUAAAAAGUCAUCCAUUUCAAAUGCUCACUGUCCCUUAUAUAAAACAUGCAUUGGUCUAGAAAAUGUUGUCUCUUGGUCAUUCGAGUAGGGAUAUCUGAGAGGAAUCUGAGGACUCAGCCUGGCCAACUCCUGAUAGACUUUGCACUGUAUGCUCCUCACUCACGGAUAUAGACUAGGUGUUGGCAGACUGUAGCCCAUGAGCCAGAUAUAGCUUGCUGCCUGUGUUUGUAUGGACAGCAAGCUAAGACGCUUUUACAUUUUUAAAUGGUUGAAAAAAGAUCAAAACUAUUGGAUGAAAUGAGAAAAUUAUUUGAAAUUCAAAUUUCAGUGUCCAUAAAUCAAGUGUUAUUGGAACACAGCCAGACAGUUUAUGUAUUGUCUGGCUGCUUUUGCACUGUAAUGGCAGAGUUGAGUAGUUGUGGCAGACACCGUGUUGCCCACAAAACCUCCUACUUCUGAUGUCGGGCCCCUUCCCUUCUCUGAAAAAGCAGGAGGAAGCUUAUUCUACCAGUACCCCCUGCCUCAUUGUCACCAGCUCUGUGUCCACGCUUCCUCUUUUUAUAAGGGCACCAGUCACUGGCUCAGGUCUCAUCCUAAGGAUCUCAUUUCAACUUGAUUAUCUCUAUUAAGACUCUGUCUAAUUAACUUCACAUUCUCAGGUGCUGGGGUUAGAAAUCCAACAUAUCUUUUUUGAAAGGACAGAAUUCAACCCAUAGCAGUCUGCCUUCUUGCCCCCACCUCCCGUGGCCAGUUUGUGUCUUUUUCAUGUGCAAAAUACAUUCACCCCAGCCCAACAUCCCCCAAAAGCUCAAUCUAUUCCAGCAUGAACUCUGUCCAAAAUCUGAUCUAAAUAU